AUGGCGGCGGUGUCGCUCCUCGUUAGCGCGCUGCUUCUGCUGUCGCCGGCCGCGGCGGAGCUGCAGCGGGUGCAGCACGCGCCCAAGGAUGAUGGGUCGCUCACCGUGCUAGCCGUCGGCGACUGGGGGAGGGGCGGGCAGUUUAACCAGACUCUUGUGGCCGAGCAGAUGGGAGUAGUCGGGGAGAAGCUGAGCGCUGAUUUCAUCAUCUCCACCGGCGACAACUUCUACAACGACGGCCUCUCGGGUGACAACGACACGGCUUUCUUCAAAGCGUCCUUCACCGACAUCUACACCGCCGACAGCCUCCAGAAGCCAUGGUACAUCGUGCUUGGCAACCAUGACUACACCGGCGACGCUCUGGCGCAGCAAAGCGCCGCCAUCCGGGAAGUCGACAGCCGGUGGACCUCCGUUAAUAAGUCCUUCAUCGUCGAAGCAGAUAUGGUGGACUUCUUCCUGGUGGACACUUCGCCCUUCGUGCUCAAGUACUGGAACGAGAGCAAGUUCGACUGGAGGAACGUUGCUCCUCGUGACACCUACAUCGCCAACCUCCUCAACGACCUGGAGGACGCCCUGACGGGGUCCAAAGCGACAUGGAAGAUCGUGGUCGGCCACCACCCCAUCAGCAGCGGCUGCGAGCACGGCAACACCACGGAGCUCCGUGAGCACCUCCUCCCAGUCCUCAAGACCCAUGGAGUGGACAUGUACCUGAACGGCCACGACCACUGUCUACAGCGUAUCAGCAGCGUAGACAGCCCCGUGGAGUUCGUGACCAGCGGCGGAGGAUCUAAAGCGUGGGCGGGUAAGUUCAAGCCGACCUCCGACAAGAUGGAGUUCCUCUACGACGGGCAGGGGUUCCUGUCCAUGCAUCUCACCGCGGCGGAGGCCAACUUUGUCUUUUAUGACGUUGCCGGGACAGUCCUGCACACCUGGGGUCUCACCAAGUCGGCCGCCGCCAUCAUCGUGAGCUGA
Molecule: messenger RNA, 972 nt
Organism: Lolium rigidum
Lineage: Eukaryota; Viridiplantae; Streptophyta; Magnoliopsida; Poales; Poaceae
Product: purple acid phosphatase 17-like
Exons: 6
Coding region: 1-972 (323 amino acids)
Molecular function (GO): ferric iron binding; acid phosphatase activity; ferrous iron binding
Source: RefSeq, a predicted model, not a curated record